UCCCCCGACCGCAAAUCUCACACUCCACCUACAAGCUUCAAGCACUGUUAGUAGGAGCAGCUACCACAAGCACCAGCGUUCGCGCACACGUACACAAGUAGCCAGCUCAUCACAAGACUCUAGUGCAUCCUUAUCCUCUGUCACAAGGCCUCCUGCCCAAGCCCCAAACGCAAGCGCAAAGCGCAAGAGCCCUGCUGACAAGAUGGUCGACGCUAGCACCUAUAUUCGCCGUGGUCAUCCGAUCAGCUUCGGCGUCCUCGUUCUCGUCUCGCUCAUCGUCGCUAUCAUCGCAUCCGCCUUGACGCACGACUACCGCCAAGGUAACCGCGCUGCGAACGAAACGGCGCAAGGGUUGAAGGACAAGGUUCACUUCCAUGUCUUCAUUGGAUGGUUCUCCUUCCUCUUCAGCUCGAUUUACCUCGGGUGCUUCCUCGCCGGCGUCGGUGGAAUCCUGACCUCGAUCGCUUCACACCUUAUUUUCCUUUUCGUUAAUUGGAUCUUCUGGGUCGCUGCAGCCGGUUCAAUCACUGCUCAGCUCAACGGCGGGCAAAACUGUGGGACAUCGCCGCUCUACUACUGCAACUCGCUCGAGGCGCUCAUGGCAUUCGAUUGGAUCGCAUUCAUCCUGGUCACCAUCAUGCUCGGCGUCACCAUCUUCAUCGGUGCUGGCGCUUUCCGACGGGGCCGAUCGAUGAAGGAUGAGAUCGCCUGAGCGCAGGCCUUACUCCUGGCUCGCUCUCCUCUCUUCGUACUUCUACCGUAUGCACAGACGGCACGGAUACCGCAACAAAAAACGUCAACACUUUUCGACAUUCAUCACGCAUCUCUUCGCACCAAUCAGGUGGACUUGGACUUUCUCAGCACGCUCCCCAUCGCGACUCUACGAAGGAGAUGUCGCCUUUGAUCCUACCUGGUCUAGCACAUCCUUUGCUGCAACCCCAAUUGAUACCACGACAGGCUGUCACUCCCGGAUCCACACCAUUAAGGCGGCCGCAGAUUGCAUCGAAUCGCACGUCUUUCAGCUGCCACCCUGCUGCCUCGUCUCCUCUUGUUAAAUAUGCUCAUUCGUUUGCUGCAAUUGCAUAGUCGUGAUAAUU
Tilletiaria anomala UBC 951 is the source of this 1097-nucleotide messenger RNA. RefSeq lists its product as uncharacterized. Gene Ontology annotation, cellular component: membrane. NCBI's taxonomy places the organism in Eukaryota, Fungi, Basidiomycota, Exobasidiomycetes, Georgefischeriales, Tilletiariaceae. The transcript has 4 exons. The record is from RefSeq and is a predicted model, not a curated record. Bases 203 to 712 code for a protein of 169 amino acids.